UAACCCUAAUUUGACUAGUUUUACUUUAUUUAAAUAAUAUAAUUGACCUAUUAAUUUAAUUAAAUUAUGCAUUAAUUAGGGUUAAUCAUGGUCCAAAUCUCUUUUCACUUUGUAUGUGGUCCAAAGCUAACCACCACUUAGACUAAAGUACAAAACGGGGUAUUGAGAGGCUGGUAAGCAUUGAAGAUAAGAUUUAGAUGACAGAUUGAGAGGGUGGUGAGUAAGCAUUGAAGAUAAGAUUUAGAUGAACUGAACUUAGGGUGAAUCGAUAGUUGGUGACGGUGGUCAAAGAGACUCUGACGUUUAAAUUAGAUCAUGAGGCAAAAAAUAAAGCAUAAAAUGAAUAGGUCAAGAUUAAAUUGAAUAACCUAAUAUUUGUGGCCUUUAUUUAUAGUAGUAGGAAUAUAUGUCGUAAAGAAACUCGAAUUGUUGGUUGAUUGGCUAAACUCUGUCACCAAGUCCAAUAAGUACAUGGUAGAAUUUAAUUAGCACUUUGAGCCCUCGAUCCUAAUCACCAAUCCCUGAUUGCUAGAGAGAGAGAGAGAAUGGACGUGAUGGAAGCACUUUUCAUGAACGGAGGAGAAGUAGAAUCAAGUUAUGCUCAACACGCAUUCUUUACGCAAAAAGUGACUUCCAUAACCAAUCCUAUACUGGUAAAUGCGGUUCAUUCUCUGUUCUCGAAAGAUUUCCAGUGGAAAAAAGUUCUCAACAUGGCUAAUCUCGGUUGCGCGGUCGGUUCAAACACUUUCUCCGUCAUUUUAACCGUCAAAGAAAACUUGGAGAGGAAAUGCAUGGAGUUAAAUUGCCAACCGCCAGAGCUUUAGGUUUACUUGAACUACCUGGUAAUGAUUUCAAUUCACUCUUCAAAGACUUGUCUAGAGUCGGUGAAGAUCAAAAGAGUGAUGUUCUUCUUCCAUGCUUUGUGAUGGGAGCUC
Messenger RNA from Ilex paraguariensis (yerba mate), 935 nucleotides. The record is from the annotation of a GenBank genome assembly. NCBI's taxonomy places the organism in Eukaryota, Viridiplantae, Streptophyta, Magnoliopsida, Aquifoliales, Aquifoliaceae.